Molecule: messenger RNA, 11711 nt
Organism: Lymnaea stagnalis (great pond snail)
Lineage: Eukaryota; Metazoa; Mollusca; Gastropoda; Lymnaeidae
Source: the annotation of a GenBank genome assembly
AUUUUAAUGUUGUCUACCGUUGAAUUCACUUUACUGGAUAGUGCACUGGCAGUUGAGGAAUAGCAUUGCGAUAUUGUUUAUUCUUGUGCUUGUAAAUAGUCUGUGUAAAAUGAAAAGUUUAAAUAUUUUUAUUUAAGGGGUUAAUACUUGAAUACAAAAAAGUUUAAGCUCUAAAACAUAUUCAAUCAUGAUGUCGGGAUACAAUAUGUUCUGUUAUCAUCCAGUGAUGAGUCUUGAAAACCUUACAUAAUUAAGAGGAUUGUGUUACAUCUGACAUCAGACAUGCAUUGCUUCAAAACAGCAUUGUUGUGUGUUUUCUGUUGGGUUUUUGGUCUGAAUAGCGUUGUAGCUGUCACACGCCCAACUGCCAUCACCAUCAACAACAAUGGUUACAAAGGGUUGCUGGUUGCCAUACAUCCAUCAGUGGAAGAAAAUGAGAAGUUAUUAAACGAAACAAAGGUCAGCAAUAUUUGAAUUUUGUUACUCUUUAACUUAAAGAUAUGGAAAAUCUAACGUGCAACUGUUCAUGGUGCUGAUAAAAUACAAUUUAAUGACUGAAACAGAUGUAAGUUUCCCCAAGUUAAUCCAGUUAUAAUGUACAAUGGUAUUCCAAAAAGUUUAUAGGUAACUUGGAAUUUAGAAUUUAAGAGACGAGAUCAAUUACUAUAAAAAUUGCAGCAAUGUAAAAAACCAAAAAAAAAAACCAAAAGGGUUAUUUAAAAAAGGCACAGACUCUAGGAUCUUUACCUAAGAUUUUUUACUAUAUACUUACAAGCUUUUACAAGCAUCACCAAUACCAAUCAAAAUACUGUUGUAUAAAAAAUAGUAAUUUGCAUAUACUAUACUAUAAUAAAUUAAAAUGAAAUUUACCAAACUCACAUGAUAACUUAAAAAAAAGUAAAUUCAAAUAACUGAGUAUUGCAUUUAAAAAGUGUCAUAUGAUCUUAUACACUUCUACAAAGUAGCAUAGCAACAAAUUUUAAUUAAUUUUAAUUUUAACAACAAAUAACCAUAAAAUAUGAGCAUUACUUUAAAGGAAAGUACACAUUUUCUCUUAACAUUAAUUUUGUCUUAAAUUUGAAAUGAUGCUAAGUUAACAUAUUUUUGAAAAUGUUAGAGAUUGUGUGUGUGUGUUAAAUUAGACUUACCGCAUUUUUUGUCAUUGCUAUGUUUGCUACAAUUUUAGACCAUGCUGGAAGAAGCCUCAUCUUACUUGUAUACAGCUACUGAGAAGAGGGCCUACUUUAGUCAGGUGACUAUCCUAAUACCUAAAACUUGGUCAAGCAACUCCGCCUGGUCAUCUUCAAGAUCGGAGCUUUACAAGAAUGCUGAUGUGAUUGUCCAGAGUAGGGUCUAUAACUUGUUGUAAUGAUAUGAUCUGAUAAUUCUAAGAGUUCAGUAGGCUUACAUUUAACGAAAAUUUAGCACUUUUCACUAAGUAGCUAAUACUCAAUACUGUGGAAAUAAGUUAUCCAAAAUAAUACAUAAUGUUUUAAAUCACUUAUAAAAUCUUUAUCAUCAUUAAUAAAUAGCCUAUAUAAGUGAGUUGUUCAAUUUUAUUUUUUUAAAAUUAGGUGGUUAAUUUGUUAAAUAAAUAAUCUUUUACAACUGCAAGAUUUAACUGAACUUGUCUUCACCGUUAUUUAUGAAUGACAAGCCAUAAUCCUUAUCAUCCUCAGAUCCAAUCUCAUUCCGCAGCAAAAGAAGUAUAACACCCAAUACAGUUCCAUCCUCUGGUUCAUACACGCAGACAUAUGGAGGUUGUGGCAUUUCAGGAGUUAGAAUUAAUAUUUUCACUGAUGUAUUUGGAACAAAGGGCAGAGAAGCUUAUGGUCCUCCAGGUAUGCACAGGUUGGGGUUGUGCAUUUUGACUUCCCUUGCAUAUUGCAAACACAAUAACAGAAGUUAGACAUAUUGAAAAUUCAAAUUAAACAUGUUGAAGGAAUUUUUCGUCUAAAUCUCAAUGAGAAAAAAAAAUGUGUAGAUAUUUUUAGAAUCCCUUUCCAAGUAAAAUGUUUGAAGAGUGACAAAUAUGUUAUGAAUAAUUACCUGUGCUAAUGUUUUUUUUCUUUUGGUACAACAGGUAGAUUAUUUGUUCAUGAAUGGGCCCACUUUCGGUGGGGGGUUUUUGAUGAAUUUUCACAAGAUGGGGAGCCCAAAUUCUAUUUCUCACCGACAACUGGACACUUUGAAGCAGUCAGAUGCAAUAUUCACUUGGCUGGAAAAACAUAUAGGUGAUUUAUCAUGGUUAAAUCUGGUAUAACUUGUUUAUUUACAGUGAUUAUUGGGAUAUAAAUAAUCACAAGUUAUAAAUGGAGAAAAUUUAAAUUUACAAAUAAUAUUUUAUCUGGUAGGCCUAAAUUGUAUUAAUUAUGCUACAAGAGCCAAGUAACAUAGAUAAUAUUUAAAGAUACUAAUGGCUAAAAAAAAUAUUGCAUGUACAGUGGGUCCCCAUGCCCCUCAUAAUGAACAAUCCACAUAACAAACAAUCUGCAUAUUAAAUGUGGAUGUUCACCCCAAAACUCACAUAACAAACCAUGCUGGCGUUCACCCACAUGAAAAAAUUCUUAACACAUGAGUGUACAAAUGAUGUCCUCUGCUCAUUUUGAGCAGUUCUGAAGGGGAACAGGAGUCAGUGGCAUUCUUGUGUGUUUUUGUGUUGGGUUUUUGUUGUUUUUGUGUGUUUUGAGUUUGUGUUUGUAUGUUUAUUUUAUGUUUAUGCUGUACUAUGUUAGCUGGAUGGGGAGAUCAGCAGUGCAUCUGAUGAUCCUCUAGCUAAAAAACCUCAAGAAGACAAUAACACAAUGAAUGUGUACAAAGUCUAAACAGAAAUGUGAAAUUUUUUUGUCCUCUUUGUUCUCACCUGACACCCCAGCAUGGUAAUCAUUGAUAAGUUACUGUUUUUAAAAAUAAAUCAUUUUAAAAACUUUUUUUGUUUUUGUCGAUAAUGAAUGAACAUUUCUAUAAUGGAAACCUAUAGGAAACCCUGAUCCGCAGAAAAAACACCCAGCAUAAAGAAUGCUGUUCCAGACCAGAUAAACAUCGGUACGCAGGGACCCACAUGUAAUUUUUAACCAUAAAAUAUAUGGUGCAUGCUCUUGGCCUUGGCUUUAGGAAAAAUACAAUUAUUUUUAAUAAUUCUUGAUUCAUAGGAAAGACCAAAAUGGGAGUGAAGUCGCCUGCUCAAAUUUGAAUCCACAAACAGGGUUGCUAGAAAACUGUUUAUUUGAACCUUUCACUCAAGGAAACUACAAUGAAAAUAUUACAGCAUCUAUAAUGGAUUCAACUGACAUUAAAUCAGUAGGUUUAAAUGUAUUAUGCUAUUAAUUACAUCAUUUCAUGAGUUUUAAUUACAUACAAUCAAUAGCCUUAUUGUUUUCACUCUUUGUAUUAAUUUCACGUCACAUUAGUGACGUAAAAACCUCCAGUCAUAGAGUUUCAUAUAGUUCCCUACUUCAGCAGCUGGUCCAGUCCUAGAGUUUCAUAUAGUUCCCAACUUCAGCAGCUGGGAGACAGAGACACCACAUAAAGCAUUAAAAACUGAAUCGAUUUUAAAAAUAGGCAUUGACAUAAUUCGCAAAGAGACAAUUGAACAAUCAUCAUUUGUUUUUGCUACAUAGAUUUAGUGACAAGACAACACAUUUGAUGAAAAUAAAAAGACAAGAUUAAAAUUGACUCAAAAAGAUUAAUUUAAAAAGUGUCUGUUUUUCUUCCUAAACUCACUUUAUAUUGUUCACAGGUCAUUCAUUUUUGCAAUGACAAUAAUUCAGACCCCAACAGGGUACACAAUUUUGAAUCUCCAAGCAGGCAUAACCGUCUUUGUGGUAGUAAAAGUACCUGGUCCAUCAUAACGGAACAUGCAGGUACAUCAAUUUAUGGUUUUUUUUUGUUUAAGGGUACGUCAGUGUUCUAUUAAAAAAUAUAACUUAAGUAUUUUAUUACAUAAGUUAAAAAACAAAUAUAGCAACAACAAAAAAAAGAAACUUUUAUGCAUCUGUCUUUCUCAUUCUUCACUAUUAUAGUUCACUUUAUUUCUUUAUCUAUGAUUUCCCUCUCAUGAUUAUACUGCUUGAAAUAUAAUCUAUUUAUUUCAAUUAAAACUACAUCUUAACCCUUAGAGUAAGACAUUUUUUUUUAUAACAAUUAAACUUCAGAUUUCUAUAAUGGGAAAAAUUCCCCCAGAAAUAUUGAAAACACAAGACCAAGUUUUAAACUUGUCAGGGUGGCCACAACGAGAAGAAUGUUAAUAGCCAUUGACACAUCACAAAGUAUGGAGGUAAACAUAACUAGAAAUCAUUUUUUAAUUAUUAAUAUUUUGUGAAUUUAGAGUAUUCAAACAAGACUAGUGAUAACGUUGUUACAUUUUCCCUUUAAAAAAAACCACAGCAAUAGUUUUCUUCUAGAAUUUUGUAAUAUUUUUUUGUUUUGCAAUUAUGUAUUUUUAGGGAUUAAUUAAUAAAAAAUUAUAUGUGCUUAUUUCUUGCCAAAUUCUGUAGGUUUAAAAUAAAAAUGUUGUAAAAAAAUAAUUAUUUAAUCUAUUUAAGAUAGAUGAUAAGCUCAACAGAGCAAGGCAGGCAGCAACAUCAUUCAUAGAAGAUGGAGUUGAUGAUGGCAUUGAACUAGGAGUUAUCGCUUUUUCUGAUACUGCAAGAAUUGUUGUUCCAAUCACACAAAUUACAGAUGCAAGCACAAGGGAGAGAAUUUCAAAGUUGCUGCCAACAAGUGCUGAAGGCGCUACAAGUAUUGGGUCUGCACUGCUGAAAUGUAUAGAGGUACUUUAAAAUUAUAACAAAUCCUUCAAGUUCAAUAAAAUAUUCAAAGUUUCAUCUGAGCUUCUCUAUCUUCACAUGUAUUAUAUUAUAAGAAAGUUCAAUUUUCCUCCCUACAGGCUGCAAAGACAUUUCUUAAUGUUAUUAAUUUCCAACAGGUUUUAGAUAGACAUGAUCACAAGUCCAGUGAUGACCACAAAUCAUCUGAUGCAUUCAUUGUUAUUAUCACAGAUGGGGUUGAGACAUCAGGACUAAAACUGGAUCAGGUGAUGCAACAGGUGAAGGAUGCUGGAGUGGUGGUCAGCACUAUUUCUUUCUCCGAUGACCAGGACAAUGGCCUCGAAUUGCUUGCUGAACAAACAGGUUUGACUGAGGGAAUGGGCUAGGGGGGUAUUCAAAUGUAUUGACAGAUUUAGUUUAGAUCUUAAGAAACCAGGUAUGUGAGAAAAAAAUCUAAGCCGUUUAUUCUUUUAUUAAGUAUUUAAAGAGUAAAUUUAUGUUUUUAAUUUUUAUUUUUACACCUUUCUAUCACUUCAGUUAAACACAUCUAUUAAAAUAUGUAACAAAAAUUUCUAGUGAAACAUUUUCAGCUCGUCUUUGCUCUAAAAUAAACUUAUACUUAUGACCUUUAGAAAGAGUCAAAUUUUUGUUCCAUUGGUUUAUAUCGAGACAAGAUCCUCUAAAAUUGUUUCGCUUUAUGAUCUAUUAUAUAUUGAUAAUUAUAAAAUUAUUUUAUUGUUAAAAUGAACAUGAUUUAAGUUGUAUUUUUAUUAACUUUCCCUUUAAAAGGUGGUCGCUAUUAUUAUGAUGCCAGCAGUGAACUAUCGAUAUCAACUUUAGAAGCAGUUAUGGAUGUUUAUGAUCUGCUAGAUUCAGGUCUAGGACAAUCCCCAGUACAAGUAAGGCAAGGGGAAUGAUUUAUAUGUUAAAAAAGAGACUGGGUUAUAAACAUAUUUAAACAAGGCUACAUUAAAUUGCAUAUAAAAAUGUUAUUGUCACCUUUGUAAUUAUUUAAGCUCAGGUUGAAUUAAAAUAAACUUCAAAAUUAAAAAUUUCACUAUGUAAUAUUCAUACAUUUCAGUUAUCUGCACCUUUUAUAACCUAUCAAUUUAUUUGUAUCUGAUUCCAGAUCAUGAGUCGCUCUAAAACUCUCGACAAGUCUGAGUCUGUCCAAGGAAGCUUCCUCAUGGAUUCCACCCUGGGAAAAAACACAAGGGCUAUUAUAACAUAUACAGGCACACUGCCCAGCAUUGUCCUUGUGUCACCAACAGGAAGAAAAUUUUCUUCCAUCUAUCCAGAAUUUUAUCAUGACCCUGUAAUGAAGAGGGUGAAGAUAACCAUUCCAGUUUUUGCUGAGGUAGUAAUGCAUUAAUUUUGUAGUUUGACAUUUUUAACACAUGAGGUAGCACACACAGAAAUAUAAAUGGGCGUUCUCAUUUUUAUUGAUUUCAAUUUCUUUAUUUAUGGAAGGGAAUAUGAUAUAAAUAAUAAGGAAGGACCCAUGGCCGCAUCAAUGUGACACUGGUUUAUAGUACAUCUUUCUUAACAGAAAAAGUAAAUAACUGAAUUCUCAAUUAUUUGUUCUUUCAGAAAGCUGCUUGUCAUUGUUCGCAUUGAAAGAUAGAUCUACAUUAUUUCUGAUUUUGUGUUAAAAUAAUAUGCUGACACGCUAUAAUCUGUAACAAGUUUUCAUUUAUCAAAACAAAAGGUUGCUAGAAUUACUUUAGGUUUCUUGCAAUAAUUUUAUCACUGAACCUCUCUUACAUAACAGUGCUAAUUCCUGCUAGAUAUUGAUACAGCUAUCAUAAAUCAACUUGUUUCCAAACGCAAAUGCUGUUCUCUCCCCCAAUAAUUUGUUUUUAGAAAUUAGUGGAGUAAAAAAAAAAAUUGUAUUAUAUGUAUUUUGUUGCAGGUUGGUCGCUGGUCAUAUGAAAUUACCAAUGAAGAUAGCUCUAGGAAGAAAUUUUCUAUAAUGGUUAUGUCCUCCCCAAGAGACCCUGAAACCCCUAAUCUGAAAUUCACUGGGGCUAUUCUGGUAGAAAAUACAACCUGGCCAGUCAUUUCAGUUAUUGUAGCUGAAGUAACAAGGGGUAACCAACCAUUGAAAAAUUUGAAGGUCAAAGCUAUUGUAACCAGGCCACUGGCAGAUCCUGUAGAAGUGGAACUUUUUGAUACAGGCACAGGUAAAUAUUACAGGAUAAUAUAUGAGGGACAGCUUUCAAAUUCUGUGAAGUAGAUUAAUAGUGGAACAAGAUAGUUUUAGGCUUGAAAAGAUAUGACAAGACAAUUAAACUUACAUUUCGGAUAGAUGCCUGUUUUGCAGCAGGCAAUAACAAGAAACAACAGAUGAUUUAAAUUACAAAAAAACAGAAAUAAAGACAUGUUUUCAAAAAGAGUUUUAAUUUUGUCUUGUAUUGUCUGCUGAUGAAGGUGUCUAGAUGAAAUUUUAGUUUAAUUAUCCUGUCUUUUCUUUUCAAGCCUAAGCAUAACUUGUUCCAAUAUCAAUUCAAAUAUUACAGAUAAACCUUUAGUCUUUUUCUUACAAAUACAUUUAUUGGAUUUUUUAAAAAUCCAAGUGUGAAGUAAAAUAAUUAGAAAAUGCUAAUACAUUUAUGUAGACCUACAGUAUUACUUUAGAAAAUGUUCUGCCUUAAUAUUUAAUACGGUUUUUAAACAAUAACUAUGCCUAAUGAUUACACAUUUUUUUAAGGCGCUGAUGUCAUAAAAGAUGAUGGUAUAUAUUCACGGUUCUUUACAAGUUUUUCUGCCUCUGGCCGCUACAGUGCCUUGAUUGAGAUGAUGGAUGACAGUGGUGAUGAGAUUGUGACAGGAGGAUUAAGUGAGAAUUUUUUGUUGAGUUUUAAAACUUAUUGGCAUAAAAAUAUGCUUUUAGAAAACAAGAUGGGAGUACAUGGAGAAAAUUACAUACCAAUCUCUAUUUUGUACAAAGUCUUUGGUUUGUAAAUGCUGUUUAUUGAAUAAGAUAUGAUAUUUUAUUAUAUGGCAAUUUUCUUUUUUGUGUUUAAAGAGAAGGGUCAAAGCUGUACAUGUAAAUAAUACACAUCUUUACAAUUAUUUUUAGUCUCCUUUACAUUAUCAAUUUGAUUUUCAAUUUAUAACUCUCAAAAUAAAACUAUUUUGAUAUGUAAAUUCAUUAUUUAUUCCUAGUUAGCUCAUGUUUUUUUAAAAAUUUCCAUCACUACUGAUUUUUUUUUCAGUUGCCCGUAUUAUGUCUCAUAAAUUUCUAAUAAAAAUUCCGUUUAUUUUACUGGACUAUUAAUAGAGAUUAAUCUUGUGAUCAUUUUAUUUCUUUGCUUAUUUUUUAAAGAUGUAGAUCAGUCCCAUUUGGCCAGAGUCUACGCUGGUAGUGUCAGAAUUGAACACAUUCAAUUCCCAUCAAAGACUGGUGAGUCAUCAAUCACAGUUAUUGAUGAAUACCCACCAAUGAAAAUCACUGAUCUGCGAGUACUGUGCACAUCUCAUAGCAAUGGAACUGUUGUGUUAGCCUGGACUGCACCUGGAGAUGAUGCAGACUAUGAUAGAGGUAAGUGCUUGGGUUCAUCUAUAGAUAUAUUAUUAUAUACAUAUACAUCCAUCCAUACAUACAUAUAUAUAUAUAUAUAUAUAUAUAUAUAUAUAUAUAUAUAUAUAUAUAUAUAUUAGUGCUCUUAUCUUCUGGCCUCACUCUAUGAAAGAGAUUUUUUCUCCAUGAUAUGUUUUUCAUAUAUGUGUCUAAAAUCACACAGAGAUAAUACAGACUAUAAUAGAGAAAAGUGUGUGUGCUCAUAUAUAUAUAUAUUUUUAUAUACAUAUAUACACACACAUACAUACAUAUAUAUAUAUAUAUAUAUAUAUAUAUAUAUAUAUAUAUAAAUCUAUAUAUUGGAGUCCUCAUCUCCUGUCGUCACCCUAGUUAAGAGUUGUUCAUUCCAUGAAAUGUUUUUCUGAAAUUUGACUACAAAAUACUCCUAGAGCCUCAUCUACUUUCUGUUAACAAUAUUUCUUGUUUUAUUCCAGCAUUUGCCUACACAAUUCUGAUGAGUUCCACAGCAGAAGACAUGGUUAAAAAUGUGGAUUUACCAGCUCUGGGCAAAUCUGCAGUCAUUAAAGGAAACCUUGACAAACCACAAUUGUAUGGCAGUAGAGAAGAGGUGUGGAUAACAUUAACAUUUCAAUGCAUCGCAAUAGCAGUAGUAGAAGCAACAAUUGUUUAAAAGUCAUUUGUUCGUUUGAUUUAAUAUAAGAAACUAUAUGCAAAGACCUACCUAAAGCAUGAGUGCAUUCUCCCCAAUGUCACAAGAUUGUGCCAACCUCAUCCCUAUCAACAGAAGAAACAUCAGAAUCACUUUUCUUUCUGUCAGUUAAUUUAUUUCCUUUUUCUUUUUAACAAAUGUUACAAGCCUGGAAGAUUUCUUUACAUAAUGAGUACCAAAUGUGAAUUUAAGUCAUAAACUGGAUUGACCCUUAAGACACUAUUUAUAUCUAUUGCUAUCAAAUUAAUUUAAUUUUUUUUCUGAUUGAUGCUUUUUGUAAAGGUCUCUUUCUGAAGAAUUCAUUUUAAAUAAAAUUGACUCAUUGUUCAUUAGGGCACCCUAUUAUACAAAUAUAUUCCAUUUCCUUACGCAUUGAAGUGAAAUGGAAUAUAAUAAAAAUUACUACAGAUAUUACUCUUGGUUAUGUGAACCAUUUUCUCUUUAAAAACGAUAUUAAUUUUGACCGAUUUUUUAUUGUUUAAACCAUUUUUUUUUUUAAAGAUUCACAUGCAAUUUGAAUCAUUCUUUUAAAAAUAUUAAAGUAGAACAUAAAUUAAAAGUUUAUGAGGUUUAUUAAAUUAUUUAGAAACUAUGAAGUCAAUCUCUUAACUUCAUUGGAGUUGAUAAGUGCUCACAUUUAUCUUUUCUCUAGAGACUGCUUGUAUUUCCCCACAUUGAUUACAACCCAUAGCCUUGUAAUGCAUUAACUGAAAUCUAGAUAUUCCAUACAGGUGACGCUGAAGCUUAACACUUCAACAGAGAAAAACACAAGUUAUGUCUUCUCGGUAUUUGCCACUGAUGAAUCAGGGAAUAAAGGAGAGAUGUCCAACAUUGUUACUGUGGGUUUUGGAUUUGUGCCUGAUAUUUUAACACAAGAGUUUUUAAGUGAAAUCACCAUCGAUGAAAAACCAGAUGCCAAAGUGCCACCUGGCAAUCAAAAAGUCGCUAUUGCAUGUGUUGUGGGGACAGCUACUGGUCUUCUGAUGGCCACUAUUUUAGGAACUUUCAUAGUCCAUUACGUGAUGCUAAGAAAAAUGAAGAAACGAGAGAAAAAUCUGUUUGGCCAGUCUCAAAACAGGAUAGUAUGAACUGUGCUUUGUCAUACAGAUUAAACUUCCAAUCAUGACAUUUUACUAGUUACUUUAAACGUCUCAGACACUGAUGAAUUGACCUGGUCAUCUCUUGGAAUGCCAAUUAAGAGAGUGAUUUUUUUUCUGUGACAAGCCUGAAAUGAAAAUGUCUUUUUUGGGACACACAUCUUGGACAUCUUGCUCAAAAUGUUUGCAUUAUGAAGGAAUUACCGAGUUCCCAAUGUGGUGCAGCAGAAAUUUUCCUAAUGUAUUUAUUGAAAAAUUUUUUUUUUUUUGGAAGAGUUUUAGCAUUUAUUUUUCAGAUGUACUAACAGAAUCGGAAGGGUCAUUAUGCACACAAAUCAUCUAUUUUUACCAGUGAUUGCCGCAAUUGCUGGUAGCUAUUGCUGGUAGCAUUAUGUUUUAAGUUUAUGGGUUAAUGCAAUAUAUAUUUCAUUAUUAGUACCUCUAUAAUCUCUUAACUAAGAAUUUUAUUUAAUUAAUUGUUCAUUUCAUUUCUUGUUGGAUCCAUUUUCUGUUCUUUGAUUUUUGCUGUAAACUCUUUGUUUUCUGUCACAAAUACUCGUCUGACAAUUUAUUUGUCAAGUAAAUGCUUUAUUUUUGUUUUUUUAAAUUUGAAAGUUGUACAUUGUUACCAUUAGAAAACUCAGAGAGGCUUGGACUGUGUUAAAGCUUAAAAUGAUAAAACAAAAAGACAUAAUAAAGCAGUGAAUAAUUAAUGAUAGGACUACUUUUUUACAUGAGGCUAUUCUUCAUGUUACACUCUAUUGUGUGAUUUUCAGACGGGCAUUUUUUAAUAAAUAUUUUGAGCAACAUAUGUGCACAUAAAUUUGUGGUACUAAUUUUAAAGUCUGUUAAUAUAGUAUAUAACAUAGUAGGCAAAUCUAAAACUAAAAUGAUUUCAAAGAGAAAACAGAUAAAUUUUCAACAAGUUUGUUUUAUUGCAAUGUAUGCAACCAAUUAGACAUACAAAUAAUGAAGACAAACAACUAGUAAUAUGAUUGGAUUUUUACUGAAUAAUGAGAACAUAAUUCAACAAUUUUCCUUCCAUAAGUAGCAUGUGUUUAUUUUCAAAGUCUGUAAAGAGCAUGUUUAAUAAUUUUGAUGGCGUUCUUCAAAAGUUAUAAGAAAAUUUUAAUCCAUAUUUUUAACUACAUUUUUGACAUGAAUACAAAAGGGAAAUUUAAAUAUAGUCUUUAUACUUUCUAAUUCUGGCUAGAAUUUUAUUAAUAACUCUCACAAUAUGAGGGCAAAAAAAUUGGACUUUAAGCAUUCACAGACUAAAAUUUCAUUUAACUAUGAGGUAACCACAAUAAAGAUAUUCUUAUAUUAAAAAAAAAAUAAAAUGCUGGCCAAUGCUAAAGAUAAGUGCUAAAAUUAUUUACAUUAUGCCAUGUUACUUUUUUAAAUUAAAAAUAAAAAUAGCAAUGACAUUAUGCAUUUUUGUUAUGAAUAGUAUAGUUGUAUAAAUGUUGACAAAAAACAUGUCAUAAAAUUGUCACAUUAUGCCCUAUGCUUCUUGCCAUCCACAAGCAACAUGUAUUUUAGGCAUUAUUAAAAAAUAAGAUAGUAUACAUUUACAAGUCCCAAAACACAAU